This is a messenger RNA of Cotesia glomerata, 1233 nucleotides long. RefSeq lists its product as uncharacterized. Lineage: Eukaryota; Metazoa; Arthropoda; Insecta; Hymenoptera; Braconidae. The transcript has 4 exons. The coding region runs from base 181 to 1233 and encodes 350 amino acids. The record is from RefSeq and is a predicted model, not a curated record.
AAUGUGGAACAGUUUAGCAAACGUCUUGAUAAAUUAUUUGACAUUGCAAAUUGUGCUGCACUAAAAAAUUUACCGAAAAAUUUGCAGCAAUUUUUGACAGAUUGUCGUAAAGGAAAUAGAAAUAUCCAUCUACCAGCAAUUGACGUUAUACCAGAAGAAACUUCUGGAAAUCUGUCUGCGAUGGAAGUAGAAACUCCCAAUAAUGAGGAAAUUGGAAUGAAAUUAUCCCAACAGUCGUCCUUAAAUAGUUUCUGUAGUUCCAUAUCAAAUUCCAGUGAAUUGAAGCGAACUUGUUCAGACUUUGAAGAUACAAUGCCAGCGCCUAAGAAAAAUAAAAUUGAUAUUCUGACUUCGGAAUUAGUAUUAGCACUAGAUAGAACUAAAACUAGUAACAGAAAUGCGAUGUACAUCAUUUCUGCUGUUAUUCAAAGUUUAGGACUUGAGAUUGAUAAAUAUAAUUUAAGUUACUCCACUAUUCGCAAUGCGCGUAUUUCAAAAAGAGAAGAAAUUGUCGAUACGAUCAAAGAAGAAGAAAUUUUUGAUGACUCUCUCGUAGUGCACUGGGAUGGAAAGAUGCUUCCUGCGGGAAAUGGUCAACCAAAAGCAGAACGAUUAUCAAUACACGUCACCGGAAUAAAUACUGAUAAAAAUUUAAAAACUCCGAUUCUCUCUGAUGGCACAGGUGAAAGCCAAGCUUCAGCCAUUUUUGAAACGCUGAUAGAGUGGGAUCUUUGCGAUAAUGUUAAAGCAAUGUGCUUUGAUACAACUAGUUCAAAUACCGGUUGUUUUAAUGGCGCAUGUGCAUUAUUAGAAGAUAAAAUUGGCCGUGACUUAUUAUAUCUUGCUUGUCGCCAUCAUACUUCUGAAUUGAUGUUACGAAAUGUUGCAGAAGUUGCUUGGCCAGUGACGAAUAGUCCAAAUGUACCAAUUUUCAAAAGACUCAGAGAUAAUUGGGAAAAAAUUGAUAAAUCUGCGUAUGAAAUCGGCACAGAGGAUAAAGAUAUUGCACUUAUUUUAAAUCAAAGAAAAGACGAUAUUCUUGACUUCAUAGAAAAUCAACUGAAGAAUCAUCAUCCGAGAAAUGAUUACAAGGAGUUUUUGGAGCUGAACUGUAUCUUUUUGGGUGGUAUCAAAAGUCAUAGAGCCGAAUUUAAAGCACCUGGUGCUUUUCAUCACGCACGGUGGUUAUCGAAAGCUCUCCAAAAGCAAUCCAAACUCGUUGUUUAUUUUUGA